AUGGACUUUCGCUGCGUCUCUACGGCGCUCGAUUUCCAAGUCGAGUGCUCGACAGGCUCCAUCGCGAUCGGGUUUCUCGAUCGCGUUUUGCUUUUGAUUGCGGUGAUCGUCGCCUGCAACUGCGUCUGCUACGGUCUUGUGCGAGCCUUGUGGCCUGUCUCGGCUUCCCUACGCCGCAGUCAGUCGCUCCUGCUCACGGCGGGCGCCAAGUACCUCUUCACGCACGACGGGUGGCUGCUUGGCGAUGUCUACUACAUGGAUCGCGCGUCGGCGCUGCUGAGCGGUCUCCUGACGGUCUCGGUGCGCGGCUCUCUCGUGCUCUUUGACGUCAAGACGUGGCGAAUGCAGCCAGUGUACUCGAAGAAGCCGACCACAGAUGACGUCCUUCCUCCUCGGUUUGAGACCGCGGUACCGCUUCCCGACACGCCGAUUGCUCACUUUGUAUGAUGAGCACGACCGUACAACGUCAUUAGUACGAUCGUUGAUAGCGGUCCUGUCCGUGUCCACACCUAGAGACCAGUUGAAAUCCCCCAAAUCUGAACAAACAGUCAAACUCUA
Messenger RNA from Saprolegnia diclina VS20, 558 nucleotides. RefSeq lists its product as hypothetical. The transcript has a single exon. Lineage: Eukaryota; Oomycota; Saprolegniomycetes; Saprolegniales; Saprolegniaceae. Bases 1 to 447 code for a protein of 148 amino acids. The record is from RefSeq and is a predicted model, not a curated record.